Messenger RNA from Penicillium brasilianum, 1254 nucleotides. Lineage: Eukaryota; Fungi; Ascomycota; Eurotiomycetes; Eurotiales; Aspergillaceae. The record is from the annotation of a GenBank genome assembly.
AUGUCAUCAUUCCCAGCGCGGGGAUCUUCCCAUGCCGAUCAGAUCAUUCGAGAGGGAUAUGCAAAGAUCUUUGAAGGACAAACGGUUUUUCUGACCGGCAGUACCGGAUCCUUAGGGGGCUGUUUAUUAUAUAAACUGGCACUCCAGCUGCCUACACGCAGAAUAUACGCAUUAAUCCGCGGGACACCGGAGCAAGCCAUCGAAAAAUGGAAGAAAGCCAUGCCCGAUCAAACACCAGCCAUCCUCGCCUCGAAGAAAGUGGACUUUAUUAUUGGAGAUAUCACAGCAAUUGAUUUUGGCAUUCAACUUUCGGCAUUGGAGAAGCUGCGAGAUGAGGUCACCCUGGUCAUUCACACGGCCGCCAAAAUCACAUUGCAUGCUGGUAUUCACGAUGCGAUUGAGAAUAACUGCCUUCCCUCGCUGGAAAUGGCUCGCAUUGCUUCCCACUUUCGACGGAUGAAGCUUCUCAUCCAGAUAUCCACCGCCUACGUGAAUAGCUUCUUACCGGAUGGCCCCGUUCUCGAACGUCCAUAUAACCUCUCCGACCAAGAUCCGGAGGAGGAAUUAGCAUCGAUUCUCUCGCUAGACCAGUCUCCCUACACGACUCGCUUCGCCUCGACAUACGCGCAAGCCAAGUAUCUGGUGGAACGACUUCUGCCCCAGCGCUACCCCCUGCUACCAAUUCUACUUCUUCGUCCAACGAUCUUCGGCCAGGCACUACGCCAUCCAUACCCGCUGUACGGGCUGGAAAAUUCAACACCCGUGAACAAAUUCUUCCAAUACUUCAUGGCAGAUCGAGGCGCAACGCAGGUCUGGCAUGCAGCAGAGGGAUAUACGACUGGAGCGAACAUCUUGGACGAAAUCCCCGUCGAUUUCGUCGCAAAUGCAUGUCUACUUCAUGCCGCAGCCCGUACAACGGGGAUCGUCCAAAUCGGCUCUGAGUUAUAUCAACCGUUGACAUUCGAUGAGUACCUGGAAAUUGCGGUUUCAAAUGCCCCCCCUGCGAUUCGUCGUGAACUGCCACAGGUAGUUUUCACCGAAGAUCGGAGUGCACCGCAAUGCUUCUUGGCGGAGUUGGUGCAGGUUGCGUCUCGCAAUUGGCUGUUUGAUUGUGGGAGGUCUUAUUGGCUGAAACAAAUUGGUGGACCGCUUAGUUUGCGAGCGGAUAAGUUUGAGGUUGAGGAGGUGAACAAGAUGCGGAUUCGACAGAUUUAUAAGCGUGCGAUGGAGAGGGCAGAGAGGGCUCGGAUGUGA